This is a messenger RNA of Anolis carolinensis (green anole), 3078 nucleotides long. It is a transcript of the gene ptges, whose product is annotated as prostaglandin E synthase. Gene Ontology annotation, cellular component: membrane. The coding region runs from base 1940 to 2308 and encodes 122 amino acids. The record is from RefSeq and is a predicted model, not a curated record. Gene Ontology annotation, molecular function: prostaglandin-E synthase activity. Gene Ontology annotation, biological process: prostaglandin biosynthetic process. The transcript is spliced from 5 exons. Lineage: Eukaryota; Metazoa; Chordata; Lepidosauria; Squamata; Anolidae.
UUUGUAUAACAUGAUGUUUUGGUGCUUAAUUUGUAAAAUCAUAACCUAAUUUGAUGUUUAAUAGGCUUUUCCUUAAUCCCUCCUUAUUAUCCAAGAUAUUCGCUUAUCCAAGCUUCUGCCGGCCCGUUUAGCUUGGAUAAGUGAGACUCUACUGUACAUGCAUACAUAGAUUAGAUAGGUUGGUAGAUAGAUAAAUACAUGCAUAGAUAGAUAGAAAGAAAGAUACAUAGAUAAAUAGGUAGGUAGGUAGAUAAAUAAAUACACAGAUAGAUAGACAGAUAGAUACGUACAUACAUAGAUAAAUAGGUAGGUAGAUAAAUAAAUAGACAGAUAGAUACGUACAUACAUAGAUAAAUAGGUAGGUAGGUAGAUAAAUAAAUACACAGAUAGACAGAUAGAUACGUACAUACAUAGAUAAAUAGGUAGGCAGAAAGAUAAAUAGACAGAUAGAUAUGUACAUACAUAGAUAAAUAGGUAGGUAGAUAGGUAGAUAAAUAAAUACACAGAUAGACAGAUAGAUACGUACAUACAUAGAUAAAUAGGUAGGCAGAAAGAUAAAUAGACAGAUAGAUAUGUACAUACAUAGAUAAAUAGGUAGGUAGGUAGAUAAAUAGACAGAUAUGUACAUACAUAGAUAAAUAGGUAGGUAGGUAGAUAAAUAAAUACACAGAUAGACAGAUAGAUACGUACAUACAUAGAUAAAUAGGUAGGUAGAUAGAUAAAUAGACAGAUAGAUAUGUACAUACAUAGAUAAAUAGGUAGGUAGAUAGGUAGAUAAAUAAAUACACAGAUAGACAGAUAGAUAGAUACGUACAUACAUAGAUAAAUAGGUAGGUAGGUAGAUAAAUAGACAGAUAUGUACAUACAUAGAUAAAUAGGUAGGUAGGUAGAUAAAUAAAUACACAGAUAGACAGAUAGAUACGUACAUACAUAGAUAAAUAGGUAGGUAGAUAGAUAAAUAGACAGAUAGAUAUGUACAUACAUAGAUAAAUAGGUAGGUAGAUAGGUAGAUAAAUAAAUACACAGAUAGACAGAUAGAUAGAUACGUACAUACAUAGAUAAAUAGGUAGGUAGGUAGAUAAAUAGACAGAUAUGUACAUACAUAGAUAAAUAGGUAGGUAGGUAGAUAAAUAAAUACACAGAUAGACAGAUAGAUACGUACAUACAUAGAUAAAUAGGUAGAUAGGUAGGUAGGUAGAUAAAUAAAUACACAGACAGAUAGAUACGUACAUACAUAGAUAAAUAGGUAGGUAGGUAGAUAAAUACAUGCAUAGAUAGAUAGAUAGAUAGAUAGAUAGAGAAAUAGAUAGGCAGGUAGAUAAAUGAAUAGAUAGGUACAUACAUAGAUAGACAGGUAGACAGACAGACAGCUAAAUAGGUAGGAAGGUAGAUAAGUAGAUAGAUAGGUAAGUCGGUAGAUACAUAGAUCGAUAAAUGGUAAAUAGAUAAAUUUCGAUAGACAGACAGAUGUCUAUCGUGAUCUCUAUCUAUCUAGCUAUCUAGUUAUCUCUGGGCUUUAUUGGUCCGUAGGUAGGUUGAUAGAUAGAAUCCUGGGAGCGAUAGUUUCCCAAGGCCUUCUAAUUUCCCGAGAGCAGGGCACUACACCUUCCAGGGUUCUAUAGCCUUCAAGCGGUGCCAGGCCCCCUCCCUUUCUCACUUGGCCCUUCCAGGUGAGUCCUGAGCAUCCUCACCUGUGUGGAGGCAGGAAGCCCCGCCCCCUCGCCCCUGAUUGACGGCUGGGAGGAAUGUCACCUGGCCCUUCCCCUGAACUUAUUCCCAGAGAGAGGGGCCUUGCUGCAUGCAUUCCAGGCUCAGAAGGAGGGAGGGAAAGUAACUUCUCUGCCAUUCCUCAAGCAAUUAUAUCAUCCGCCGCGCUCUUCUCCGAGCCUCUUAAGGAAGAAGUGGGUUUCGCCCGAAGCCAACGGAGAGGAGGAGGAGGAUGGAGAAUGAAGCCUUCGCCUCGUUCCUCUUCUUCGGGACCCUUUUGGUGCUCAAAAUGUACGCCGUGGCUGUCAUCACCGGGCAGGUGCGCCUCCGGAAAAAGGCUUUUGCCAAUCCUGAGGACGCCUUGCGACACGGAGGGCUACAGUAUCACAGAGAAGACCCCGAUGUGGAACGCUGCCUGAGUGUUUAUACCCUGCCCUUCUCACCCCAGAGCGGCUUACAGAACACAGCGAACAUUCAAUGCCGAAUAUUAAUAAGGACAGACAACACAAACAGAGGAAACUCAAAGCGGCUUUGGAUUCUAAACGGCAUGACAUACGUCCAGAUCGGUGAGUCUCAAAAAUGCACAAUCUUCUCUUUUUAAGAACAGUUUGGAGAGUUAAAAUGCAAUCUUGAGGCCUGGGAUUCCUGGCUAUGGAUUCGAAUUGGUUACAGGAUGUUGAGACGUCUCUGUUUUCCUUAAAAUGGGAUCCUUUCCAAGCUCAGAAAUUGGCAUCGAAGGCAAACCUGAUCCCCGGUUUGGAGCCCAAGAAUUCCUUUCCUCUUUCUUUUUGCCAAGGCGGUUUGGCUGGAAACGAUAGACGCUCAAGGCCAUCCACACUGCACAGUUAAUGCGGUUUGGCGCCACUUUGACCUCCUUCCACAACGUCGAUCCAAACCUUAUUAAUCAUUGGGGAUAAUAAGACAGUCCUACCUUGCAGGGCUGUUGCGAGGGAUGUGAGUUUGGCCUCUCCAAAAGUUCAGUUGCAGCCACAUUUAGGUUAAGCUAUAUUGUAUUGUUGUUAUUAUUAUGACUAAUAAUAAUAAUAAUAAUAAUAAUAAUAAGUCCACUUUGGGUUAAGCUAUGUUGCUGCUGCUGCUGCUGCUGCUGUUGUUGUUGUUGUUUUCGUAGUAUUGUGCUUGUGGUUAAAUGAUGUUAUUAUAAUUAAUAUGAUUAUCAUUAUUAUUAUUAUUAUUGUUAUUAUUUCCUCCUUUGGGCUAAGCAAUGUUAUCAAUUUAUAAUAAUAAUAAUAAUAAUCUUAAUUUUUAACCCGCCCUCUCUCUCUGAGGGGAUUAUUGAUGCUAUUACAUUAUUAUUAUUAUUAUUGUUAUUGUUAAUAUUGUUAUUAUUCCUUCUUUCUCAUGUUCAACUUG